Apaloderma vittatum (bar-tailed trogon) is the source of this 341-nucleotide messenger RNA. RefSeq names its product heat shock protein beta-7-like. The annotation marks the transcript as partial. The transcript has 2 exons. Lineage: Eukaryota; Metazoa; Chordata; Aves; Trogoniformes; Trogonidae. The record is from RefSeq and is a predicted model, not a curated record.
GGUCCCCUGGCGCCAUGUAUCCCUGCAACCUGGGCACCUGGAUGCACGCCCAGGGUGACACCUACCAGGUGGUGGUUGACGUCAGCCAAUUUGAGCCUCCUGACAUCGUGGUGACCACCUCCAACUGCCAUGUCACCAUCCAGGCUGAGAAGGUGGCUGAGGAUGGCACCAUCUGCGACACCUUCACCCACAAGUGCCAGCUGCCCGAGGACACAGACCCGCUGUCGGUGAGCUGUGCCCUCACUGAGGCUGGCACGCUGGUCAUCACUGCCCAGCGCCGGGCCGGUGCCCGCCCUGGUGAGGCCCCACAGACAUUGUACCGCAGCGAGGCCACACUGUGA